AAAUAAUAACAGUGCGAGAGCUUCCGCCGCUCUCUGGAAAGCUUCACCUCUCUGCCGAGUGCACGACUUGAAGAGCACGCACGUGUCAGCUGCGGCGCGUCUUCAAGUGCGUGCGCGCGUGAUGCCGGAUUGGGCUCGAUCCUUCCCGACCGAUGCCCGUCUUGCGUCUGGCUCUGCAGAAACUUCCGAGUGGCCUUGCAAGUGACGGUCUCCGCCGGAGUUCGGCCUUUGCAGCCAUGCUGAUGUAUGAUUACCCUCUGAAGACAGACAUGGAAACGUCCUUCUAUUCAUCGCUGGUGAAAAGCCCGGAGUCGUACGGAGUCAUCUUCUCCCAUCCGGCCCACCUCUACUGCCGCGGCCACGCGCAGGCCCUCACCCAGUCGCACGCGGGCUCCGGCGACCUGUCGAGCCAGCUGGAGCCUGUCGACCUGUCCCUAAGCAAGCGCUCCUCGUCCUCCUCCUCGUCCCCUCACUGCUCGUCCGCCUCUUCCCCGGCGUCGUCGCGCGGCACCCCGCCGUCGCCUUACGGCGCCGGCGGCCACGCCUCCCCGCGCCGCUCCCCCCAGCUGGCCCGGCGGCACCCCUCGCCGUCCGGCGCUCUCCCGCCGCCCGCCGCCUCGCUGUCGUACCCCGCCGUGGUGGCUCCUCUGAUGGGCGCGGGGUCGGGGGUCAUCCAGAGCUCGGGGGUCAUGGUGUCUCCGGUCAUGGUGCCUCUGUCGGUCCUGUACCCCUCCCCUCUCCACCUGCGUCAGCCCAUCAUGGUGAGCCCGCCUGUUACUGCGGACGAUGACCAUCAUCGUCACCAUCAUCAUCAUCAUCAUCGAAGCAGAGAGCACAGGACAGUUCAAUCUCCAAAAUCAUCAGACGGGCGAGGCGACGCCUUCGACGUGCACGAGCGAAUCAAAAGCGAGCCUCGUCCCGAACUCGUUCACGAGCGCCACGGCGGCCACGACAUGAAGUCGCCGGUCAUCAGGAUACCGCACGAAUACGAGGGCAACAACCCGUCCGUGAUCGUCCACUCGGCCGCUCAACAUCCUCUCGCCGCCGACUCUCCAGACUCGCUGAAGAAGAGAAGAAUCCACCGCUGCGAUUUCUCCGGCUGCAACAAAGUCUACACGAAGAGUUCGCACCUCAAAGCGCACCGCAGGACGCACACCGGUGAGAAGCCGUACAAGUGCAUGUGGGAAGGCUGCACGUGGAAGUUCGCCCGCUCGGACGAGCUCACGCGACACUUCCGCAAGCACACGGGCGUCAAACCUUUCCAGUGCCCCGACUGCGAGCGCAGCUUUUCUCGCUCCGACCACCUGGCCUUGCACAAGAAGCGCCACCUGCUGGUGUGAAUCUUCAGCACAGGACGAGUCCUGCCGCACGCAGGGUUCGACAUUGGACCGUUGACGCCUUCACCUCUUACUGCUACUCGUGCGAACCUCCUAAUAGUUGAGCGUAUUUCGUCUUCAGCGCAAUUGGGGAAUUUCUCUUUUCAAAGGGCUUGCGACGUCUCAGCUGGUUUGAGAGUGCUGCCCCCUUGUGGCCUAACAAAGAACCGCAUGUGGAUGGAAAACUGUUUGAGCUGUUACAGCAGGGGUGUCAAACUCAUUUUUUUGUCUCGGGCCGCAUUGUAGUUAUGAUUUCCCUCAGAGGGCCGUUAGAACAGUGAAAUGUUUCAUCACCAAAUCACAUUCUUACCAUUACACAACAAAUUGAGGGAUAAAUACUAUUGAAAUCAGAAGACAAGGACAAUAGUUUGUUCAAGUAUUGUUUAAGUUACUGUAGAAGAAGGGUUUGGUAACAGAAAAAUGCAAUUUCUCAACAUUAUUCUUUAUUAUUAUGACAAUUUGGAAAUUAGGUCCAGAUUUGAGCAAAAAUCACGGAAGUUGACGAGCAUGAUUUGCUUUCGCGGGCCACAUAAAAUGAUGUGGUGGGCCGCAUCUGGCCCCCGGGCCUUGAGUUUGACACCUAUGCUUUACAGGAUUCCAGAAUCCUUGAUAUCCAGCUUUAGGUCCAUUUACUAGCUCUGGCGCACUAGUAGAAAGACUAGGGUGCAGAAGUAGCACGACUGUGUCUUACAAGUAAGUUUUUUCACGACUAUAUCCCAUUUUUGGCCUACUAGUAUGAAAUUACACCUCAGUAGUAAACUACUUAGCUGCACUAGUAACAUUAAUGGGCCCAAUUAGUAGCCUCCUUAUCAAGGAUUCUAUUCAAUGUUCAAAUGGUUUCAUGGAAAGUCAAUUGAGGCAAUAAAAAAAGUCUUUUCUUUGCCACACUUUUUUUUUUUUUAAUGGCGCGUGUUUAUGUAAAGCCGUUUGAGUAUUUCAUCGAUAUUGGAUUAAGGUCCAUGUACUAGUAGACUCUUUGUCCUCACUCAUGAGCGGGACAAGUUUGGCAUACUAGCAGGACAACUUCAUGUUACUAGUCAAGCAAAACUGUGCACGAGCUGACAUCUGCAUGCAACCAGUACUACUAGUGAAGUGCUUGAUAUUAACUUGUAGAAUGUUAUAAUGCCACUAGUAGUACUAGUACUAGCAAGCAGUUGUCAACUAGUACUAGUAGCCAACUGGUCAUAAAUGCUAUCUAAUCCAAACAGUUUGAGAAUUUAUUUGAUAUCCUACUGGUGCACGUAGUUGUCUUACUAGUGAGGACAAUGAGCGUACGAACGAGUGCACGGACCCGCGUUAGCCGCAUACCAAAGAUUUGGAAUAAAUGUUGACAUCGCUUGCAUCCACAAAUGCGCCACGAACCAACUGUUGAUUGAAAGGAACCACGUUUGUUUCUUAAUUGCUGGCGAGGGCCAAUGAAAUGUGAACUUUUCCACAUUGUAUCACGUCACACAGCGUUAGCGGCGCACUUGUCGGCAGUGCGGCUAGCCGGGCUAAUGCUAAUCCUCAAAUUGAAACAGCGCACACCUCAUCUGCGUCGAAAAGCUGGAACGACGCGUUCGCUUAUGUGUCCACUUUGAACGGGACGCCACGCAGGCAAAAAAUGCACUUAAGGAAAUCGGGGUCAGAAAGUGGGACUUCCGAGUAUUUUGGAUGUUUUUAUUCAGAAAUGUGAACGUUGCUGCACGCGGGGCAUUAUUGUUUCAGUGAGGGCUUGCAUAAGGAUUGCAAAUUGCAGCAAAACGUCGCAUUUCUUCUAUCAAGCUGACACAGAAUCUCUCUGAUAUGCUAUCAUUCUUGGCGAGCGACUGGACGCGAAUCAUUUGCUUUCAAUAUUUCAAUGUAUGCAGACAGAAUGCCAAUCAAAUUUCCAUUAUUCAGCGACCCCUUCUUUACAGCCUCCGGAGAACCAAACAAAACAAAACUUGUUUGUGUCCAUGUCUCCAUGCAGUGUGCACUUUAUAGGUAAGAUUCAAAACAGCCUUUCCAAAGUUAUACAUUUAACCACAUAUAAACUAAACAGGCAAAUCUAGUGGCUCGACAGAUCAGCUUUUUCCUGUUUUUGCUUGUCAAGGUUUUGCAAAUAUAAGUUGUAAUAUAUAUUAUAUUCAUAUAUAUUUUAUAAUUAAUUGUUAGACUGAAAGGGCAAUUACAGGUUUUUAUUAAGCACGAUUUUGAUACUCAAUAAUGACAAAUAUAUACACAUUUCUGCAAUGUGUCUGCCAUUCAUGAACCUUAUCGCCUUUUAAUCUAUGUUGGUAAUUCAAAGGGAAUGUGUUAAACUGUGAACAUAACUGUACAGGUCUUGUCUGCAAUUUUGCAUUUAUUUUAAAACAAUAUUCAUACCACUUAAUAAACUUAUUGAUACUA
Molecule: messenger RNA, 3746 nt
Organism: Phyllopteryx taeniolatus (common seadragon)
Lineage: Eukaryota; Metazoa; Chordata; Actinopteri; Syngnathiformes; Syngnathidae
Gene: klf3
Product: Kruppel like factor 3 (basic)
Exons: 6
Coding region: 153-1340 (395 amino acids)
Biological process (GO): regulation of transcription by RNA polymerase II
Molecular function (GO): DNA-binding transcription factor activity, RNA polymerase II-specific; RNA polymerase II cis-regulatory region sequence-specific DNA binding
Source: RefSeq, a predicted model, not a curated record